Messenger RNA from Amoebophrya sp. A25, 4573 nucleotides. NCBI's taxonomy places the organism in Eukaryota, Dinophyceae, Syndiniales, Amoebophryaceae. The record is from the annotation of a GenBank genome assembly.
CAAACAACAAAUUACAUAGACGACGCGGCGCUAUUCGAUCGUGCGGCCACAGCGUGGCUAGCAAUUUAUGGCUGGGAUAUACAUGAGCUUCCAACUUGAUUCCUCCUUAUCCAUUCGAACGGGCUUGGUUCAGUGCAAUCGAGUUCCAUACUUGCAGGCUACAAGCGAUUUCCAAAUACAAGAUUACAAGUCCUUCGGGCCUCCAUCCAUCCUUCUCAUUUUCUGUGGAGUUUCUUCAUCCAUUGUGCUACCCGUCACACGCAACUUAAACCCACGAGAGUAUCCCUUUCUAAUCACCUAAGCCGUGGGUUACAGAGGGGAAGCCGCCGCUCCUGGAGGAGAAGUUAUGGAUUGAGGUCAUUUCUCGUCUAUCAUCAAAAUUGUCUCGAUUUGCUUCCCCCGGUAGACUGAUACAUAAGCCAUCAGAAGUGCAGCCUCCUUGUCAAGAAAUUACUUCCAUCGCUCUCAUUCAGUCGCGCUUUGUGUCAUAAAACAAUGUCUACCUUCUAAUGCCGGACUCAAUGGAAAUCGAUAAACUGAUUGAAGAGGUGGAUGAAUUAUGGAAGUCCCACAAGAAGAUGGUGGACGAGCAAGACGAGGCCCAAGAGAUCAAUGUUAUGGAGCUGGAUGCAUUGUAAUCCAAUUGUAUUACCAUUCUUUCGAUUUACUAGCUCGUCGAGUAAAACUAAUUAGUGUGGACUUAGCGAGGUAGCCCAAUAGAUACCCUCGUGCCCAGAUACAAGAAGACGCAUGACAGUUACACAGUUGGAAGCAAGACCUCCCAGGAGAGUGUCUUAGUGGCCCUGCGGUAGUAUAUACUACAUCAUGCAUCAUCUACCUAAAGUAGACGGAUGUGCUACGAUGCGCCGCACAGACUUGCCUCAAUUAACGUAGAGCCUUCGCUCUGUCUCGUAUGAUCUAUCUAUCGCGCAUUGACCGUCUCCGCAGUAAGAAAAAAAAAGGCUUGCUGCAUUUCAAUAGACUUGUAACUAGUAGAAGUGAGUCUCUUUUUUUAUAUCUUGGUCUAGUUUGGUCUCCCAAAAUUCUUUCCGAACCCACGCUAAUUCCCGCGACGAUCAAGUUCUGGCUGCGUUGGAAAAAUUAAGGCUACCUACGCUACUGCAGUUGCAUCCAUUUUGACUAUCAUGCUCAUACCCUACAUCUUUUUUGCUUCUCGGAAGGAAAGACUCAGGAUCAUGGGCGCGUAACCUAAAGAUGCGACUGUGGUAGCAAACUCUAAAAAUCGGAGAGAAGCAGAUGCAAAAAGCGGAGAAGGUUCCUCAUUCAAUGUGUUACACAGACUGACUUUAUCAUGCAUCUUCAUUCAUCUAGUGAGGCAGUUUCAUGCUCUUACUCUUUGAUGCGCAACUUGCUCUAUCCUGCAACUUCUAGUCGUCUCAUCUGUCAGCUUUUUUGAUGUACGUUGAGUCACUAGGUUGUUGGUAAAAAAUGCAUUGCCCUCCUGGUCCUGAUAUUGAUUCUCGCUACUUCAACAACGACGGGCGAAUUCAUGAUCUGACUUCGGUGAAUGCGUGACUUACUCUCAUUUCCCCGGCAAUGCGAUUAAAAAGCAAAAAAGACAAGCACGCAGCCAUCAGAUGGCAGCUUGCAUUGACUUGUGGCUUGGGACUGGAUGAGGCUUGCUCAUGCUUACUGGACCUUCAGGGGGCUUGGCGGAGCUUGGGGCUUGUUCACAUCAGAUUCAUUUGCGUCGAACUUUCAUCAUCGUUUCUUUCAUCAAACUUUUAUCAACCUUUCUUCUCCAGGUUGGCGCCGUAGCAAAGAAGAAGUUGAAGAAGAAAAACCAGGCGCAAGCAAUGAUGGACGACUUUUUCGGUCCUCUGGAAAAUGGUGCAGAAGAGGCAGGCGACAACGAAGACGACGUUAAGCUUACCCUAAUCCUUCUUCGGAGGCUUUGCAGGCCUGUUCCAUGAAAAACUUGAUGCCUAUUAGGCCUCAGCUUUUUCAUGAUGUUCAGCUUCAGUCUCACUCUAUCAUCGAUCACACUCUAACGUCAGCAAUGCCACUCUGUUGCCACAAGCGGGAGGCAGAGUCUUGCCCAAAAAGCGCAGCAGACAGGCCAGCAACAUCACUUACGCGAUUUAACAUAAGUUCGCCCUCUACCCAGUAUUGUUGACCAUGGUGAAUGAGUGAAUUACUCUUGAAUAAACAGUAGCUGGCUCUGUGCGUAGUAGUAAGUAAGUAUGACCAUCUUGGACGCCCACGAUUGUCGGCUAUCGACACAACAGUUGUUGGCUAUAGUUAUGGAGCCCAAAACCUCUCUCAUUCUCAAAUCAUCGAAAAAAUUUUCAGUCCACUCACCAUAGUCGCCACGCACCAGCGGACUUUGCUAGCUACUUUGGAAAGCGGCGAGCAAGGUGCAGCGGUCAUAAGUAGGGGCACAAGUGGAGGCAAGGGCGCUGGGUCAUGUCGGGCCAGAGAUGUGCACUCGAAGACGCGGCGCCCAGACGCGGGUGGCGUGCCUCUGUGAUUUGGGACGCCGUCGCCUGCUUCUAUUUUCAGGGAAGUUCUGCUACGCAAGUACCAGCACACACUCGGAACCGGGUGUCGCGCUGGGUGCAGCUUUGCUCCCUGCUUAUCUUGCGCCUGCGUUGUUUCGUUGCGUUUGCUCUUACACUGGGGCCAAGGGCUCACCUUGUGGCACAGCAGGGAGCAAGCUGCCAUCUGUGUCAGCAGCUGGCGCGGUAAGAACCCACCAGCACCAACAGCCAGCCCGCCAGUUUCUUCGACUCCAGCCGCGUCACAUGCCGCGGCCUCUGCUGGAUCUGCAUAGAGCCGCGGAACCCUCUCGGUGGCUGAAUGGCGCAAGACCAGGAGCACAGGCAGCCCAAGGCGAGCCACUCACGCUCCCACACAAUACGCACCAAUCUGCCACUUCUAAGCCAUCUGGGUGAGGCGGUAAGCUGUGCGGUGGCAACGCCACGCACCUGCUGAGUUUUUGCCGCUGGUCUUGAAGGCUGCCUGGUUCGGUCUGCCGGCUCCUUGGCUUGGGCCCUUGGCUCUCGACGAAGUCAACGGCAAAGAAAUCGACUUGAGAACGCUGGGCUCGCACGGUAUGGCUGACGAAGGCAACACCUGCAGCCAACCUGCCCGGCAUGAUGAGGGCAGCCCACGAAACAGGCAAAAAAGUGAGACUUAUCGGCCAUACAGUGGGGCCAAGCUUUCUGGGGCUUGCCUUCUUGCGCGUUCUCAACCCCAGAUCGGCGACCCCAACCGAAGAGGCAAAGGCGCGGAGUUGAGAACGGCAGAAGGUGGCCAUGGAUGGCGCCCUUUCUCGCAUAGUAUGACGCUCCAAAAGGGUGCCAAAAGUGUCGACUUCUACUGGAAAAGUGAGACUUGGGGUCCAAAAUGCGACAAGGUCUGACGGCUGAACGCACUAGAAACAAGCCCCAGACCUCUCUCCAGCGUUUCCAAGGUCGCGGGUCUUGCCUCGCGUUUCCCAUCUCGGUCGACCAGCGACCAAGGCUCUGCCAGCUUGAACCGCCUAGCGAGGCUGCGGCCAUAUGGACCACAGAACAGCCCGCGGGCAAGGUUGCUACCACUAAAAUCCCGAGGGGUAGCCUGGCGGCGGGUCGCGCCAGUUCCUUGCCCAGGUGGUUCCGCAAUCGGUGGCGCAACUUGAGCAAACACACGGACAAGAGGACGGCCGCGGGCGGUAGGCUAGGCAACAUGGGAAACGGCCUAGAUGUUUUUCCAGUUUUCAACUGUUGCGGCCACAGCCAAAGAUGGCAGACUAUUCGUGGCGGAGUCACAUCGCCGGAAGCUGCGGGCGAGGCGGCGAGGCAGGGCGGCUGCGGUCAGUAGGUUGGCCUUGGGGAGAAGCUGGCCCAUUUGUGAGGCGGGGGCAGCCGGGGCGGGGGCUUAAGCCCCUGGAGUUGGCUAGUUAGCUUCUCUCUUUCAGUCGCUAGCCAUCCAGUAACUUCAAAAAUUUUCGCUAAUAUGAGAAUGAGAGAGGUUUUCGGUUCCAUAAUAGUUAUCGACGUCUUAUCUCUAAUGCGGCGCUGGUGUUACCAUGGAAACGGAUCAGGAGAGUGAACCUGGUGCCAGCAGUUCAUCUGUCGCAGCCGCGCGAUCUACUGCAACCUUCUCGGGUGCGAGUCCUAAUGAGCCUGUGGAUGCGGCGCCUGCCUUAUGUCUCGGAUUCACUAAGCGACCUCUGUUGAGUCAGGUCCCCGAAGACUAACCUUACUUCUUGUUCUUGCUAGUAUACUUUAUCUACCUGCUUUUAUUCUAUAUUGAAAGAGCGAGGAGCAAGACCAAGGCUAAUUAUACGAAUCUCCCUCACAAUGAUGACUAGAGGCGCAGGCAUUUGUAGACUGAGUAUCUACGCAUCUAGUUGCACUUACAUACUUUUCUUCAAAUUUUCAUGUCUAUGAGAUUAUAUUUGCUUUACUUUAUAUUUCCUACAACUUACGACUCUUAGUUAGAGCUGUCAUGUAAAGUGCAUACUAGCUUUUGCUUUUUUCAUUAAUAUGAGGCUACAUCUACAUGACUCGGCAUAGAUUCUAGUACAGCUAGUUUAUUAAAAAUUUUUGCUAAUUCGCGCUCCCGC